Molecule: messenger RNA, 1464 nt
Organism: Megalops cyprinoides (Indo-Pacific tarpon)
Lineage: Eukaryota; Metazoa; Chordata; Actinopteri; Elopiformes; Megalopidae
Gene: sparc
Product: secreted protein, acidic, cysteine-rich (osteonectin)
Exons: 10
Coding region: 106-1026 (306 amino acids)
Biological process (GO): anatomical structure development
Molecular function (GO): calcium ion binding; extracellular matrix binding; protein binding
Source: RefSeq, a predicted model, not a curated record
UGUCUUCUGUGUGAACUUGCAUUGCUUUUAGAUUCUCCCAGGCCCGGAGACAGCUGACUUCGCCUCCUGCUUUUCUGCUCGACACACACAAGGUUGAGUCUGAAGAUGAGGGUGUGGAUCAUCUUCCUCCUGUGCCUGGCUGGCAAGGCCUUAGCCGCUCCAACCGACGAAGAACCAGUUGUUGAAGAGGAGCCCAUUGUGGAGGAGGAGUCAGUUGUGGAAGAAGCCACAGAGCAGCUGGAAGUGGGCGCUAACCCAGUCCAGGUGGAGACCGGAGAGUUUGAUGAGGCUAUUGAAGUUGUAGAGGAUAUUGUUGCUGAGAACCCCUGCCUCAACCACCGCUGCAAGAAGGGCAAAGUGUGUGAGGUUGACGACAGCAACACUCCCAUGUGCGUGUGCCAGGACCCCUCCACCUGCCCUACCUCUACAGGAGAGUUUGAGCAUGUCUGCGGCACUGACAACAAGACCUACGACUCCUCCUGCCACUUCUUCGCCACCAAGUGCGCCCUUGAGGGAACCAAGAAAGGUCACAAGCUGCACCUGGACUACAUUGGGCCCUGCAAAUUCAUUGCCCCCUGCCUGGACAAUGAGCUGAGCGAGUUUCCCCUGCGCAUGAGGGACUGGCUGAAGAACGUUCUGGUGACUCUGUAUGAGCGUGACGAGGACCACAACCUGCUGACCGAGAAGCAGAAGCUCAAGGUGAAAAAGAUCUACGAGAAUGAGAAGAGGCUGCAGGCUGGUGACCACUCCCUGGAUCUUUUGGCCCAUGACUUUGAGAAGAACUACAACAUGUACAUCUUCCCUGUGCACUGGCAGUUUGGCCAACUGGACCAGCACCCUGUUGAUGGAUUCUUGUCCCACACUGAGCUGGCUCCUCUGCGUGCCCCUCUUAUCCCCAUGGAGCACUGCACAACCCGCUUCUUUGAGCAGUGCGAUGCUGACAACGACAAGUACAUCGCCCUGGAGGAGUGGGCCGGCUGCUUCGGCAUCAAAGAGCAGGAUAUCGACAAGGACCUUGUCAUCUAAAUUAAGAUCCCCAGUGACUCCUCCUUUUCUCCAUUGGGACAAGGUGCUAACCAUUAAAUUAAAAUUGAGAUAACGGUGCUAAUCUCUUUCUUUAACAUCAUUACCUAUACCACUAGAAAUAAAAAAAUAAACAAAAAAAGAUAUGCACAGUUCAAACUAACCUUCGCAAAAGGUGUUCGAGCACGCUUCCAUCACUUUAUUUGUUUGUGUAAAUUAACAGUUAACCAGAUUGUGAAAGUGUGAGUCAGACAGGACUGUGGACUGUAUAGGGAGGUUCUCUGUUGGAUUGUUGGAUUAUGGAUGUUGAAUGGUAAAUGAUGAUGGAUUUUUGCAAAGAAAAAAAACAUGAUAUAUAUAUAUUGGAAUGAUGUGUUCCUCUUAAUAAGGUCUUCAAUCAGAUUUCAAUUGGCAUUCACAAGGAGAAAUGUAAAUCUGAAA